Messenger RNA from Lagopus muta (rock ptarmigan), 3309 nucleotides. It is a transcript of the gene GPR83, whose product is annotated as G protein-coupled receptor 83. Gene Ontology annotation, cellular component: membrane. Gene Ontology annotation, biological process: neuropeptide signaling pathway. The transcript has 4 exons. NCBI's taxonomy places the organism in Eukaryota, Metazoa, Chordata, Aves, Galliformes, Phasianidae. The coding region runs from base 1 to 1272 and encodes 423 amino acids. Gene Ontology annotation, molecular function: neuropeptide Y receptor activity. The record is from RefSeq and is a predicted model, not a curated record.
AUGUUCUCCUGUUUUGUUUGGCUCUCCCUCCCCUACUUCGUGAACACCUUCCCGACCUCAGGAAAGUUCCCCCUCAACAGAAGUCUUGAGGAGAUGUUGGAAAUCCCAAACAUCUCGGGGUUCUUUCCAUGGGAUAACGACACGCUGGCCGACUGGCAGAGCUUUGUGGGCAGGAGCCGGCACGGAGCAGACUCACAGCAUGUGGCGGCCAAAGCUCUGCUCAUCGCGGCGUAUUCCAUCAUCAUCAUCUUCUCCCUCUUCGGCAACGUCCUGGUCUGCCACGUCAUCAUCAAGAGCAAAUGCCUGCGUUCCGCCACCAGUCUGUUCAUCGUCAACCUGGCCGUGGCUGACAUCAUGAUCACGCUUCUCAACACGCCUUUUACACUGGCUCGUUUUGUGAACAGCACGUGGAUAUUUGGGAAGGGGAUGUGCCAUGUCAGUAGGUUCGCGCAGUACUGCUCGCUCCACGUUUCUGCUCUGACCCUCACAGCCAUUGCCGUGGACAGGCACCAGGUCAUAAUGCACCCUCUGAAACCUCGCUUACCUAUGGCAAAAGGCAUUAUCUACGUCUCUGUAAUUUGGGUCAUGGCAGCUUGUUUUUCCCUCCCACAUGCUAUCUACCAAAAACUCUUUACUUUUGAAUACAGUGAGGAAGUCACUCGGUGCCUGUGCAUCCCAGAUUUCCCCGAGCCAGCUGACCUCUUCUGGAAGUACCUCGACUUAACGACCUUCGUUUUGCUCUACGUCCUGCCCCUGCUGAUCAUCUCCGCUGCCUACACGACAGUGGCCAAGAAGCUUUGGCUGCGCAAUGUCAUUGGGGAUGUCACCACCGAGCAGUACUUCGCCCUUCGCAAAAAGAAUAAGAAGACUAUAAAGAUGCUGAUGCUCGUUGUCAUCCUCUUUGCCAUCUGCUGGUUUCCCUUAAAUUGCUACGUCGUCCUGCUCUCCAGCCAAACCAUCCACUCCAACAAUGCCCUUUACUUCGCCUUUCACUGGCUUGCAAUGAGCAGCACCUGCUACAACCCCUUCAUCUACUGCUGGCUUAAUGACAGCUUCCGGGCAGAACUGAAGGCUUUGCUCAACAUCUGCAGAAAACCUCCGAGCCUUGCAGAACAGAGGCUUCCCUCCACGGUCCCUUCCUACCGAGUGGCGUGGCCUGAAAACAGCCUCUUCAAGAGGCUGCAGGUCUCUCAUGUCCCUGCCUCAGCCUCCAUCAGCCACUUAGGAAAGAUGGACAUCUCUGCAGUUGAGCCCAUAGUAGCUGCGAGCUAAAUGGUGGCCCUGGGAGAUGGAUACAGACCACACGUAGGUUUGACUGGAUCUAGGCAAGUGGGAGGAUGUGGAACCCUGGCCUAAGCAGAGACUGUGCCAACUCCUGUGGUUGUACUGAAAAGCCCAGCUCCACAGCUGGUAGUGUGAAACUGAUGUUAAUGGCAUGGAGACUCCAAAGGGAAGAAAGCAAAGCCUUGCCAGGAAUGAGCUUGCUUUCUGUCUUGGUCAAGCUGACUUUGGGUCUGCUGGCAGGAGGGAUUCUCUGCAUGUGUCUCUGUUAUUUGCAUGACCGAGUCUGUACCACUGGGGCCAUUUGUGUGCUUUGCUGGUAUUUGAACACUCAAGCAGCAGUCUGACAUUAAGCCUUCAUCCUUUCAAUCUCUCAGUAGCAGCACACAGACAAGUAGAUAUACAGAGACAGAGGUUGCUGGUUUGAAUUUUUUUCUCCCAUUUGUGAAAAUAUCUUCAGAGAGGUGGAGGGAUUAUAAACAGCCAUUGGAAAUUAGAGCUGUCUUUUACAUCACAAGCACUCUUUCUAAGGUAGGGUUGAAGAAAAUGUGAUGGCUAUUUGUGUAAACAGAUUGGCAAACAACAACCUGUUAGCUCUGCAUCAGUUGCCAGCGCUAAAUCACACAGAACUGUACCUUCGUGAAACAGGCAUGAAUAUUCAUAAAGCUUUAAUUCAAAUAGAGACCUAAAGCCUGAGAACUUUAAACAUAUUGUCCAUGAUUGGAGCACUGAUGGUUAAUUUGAGUUGGGAUUGGGACCUGUUAAUCAGAGAAUCAUAGAGUGGUUUGUGUUGGAAGGAACCUUGAAAGGCCAUUGAGUCCAACUCCUCUGCAGUGAGGAGAAACACCUACAGCUUCAUCUGGUGCUCAGAGCCCCAUCCAGCCUGGAUGAGGUGCUUUUGUUCAGAGCAUCUCUAUGCUGUUACCAGGUGGUGACUGAAGAAUCCUGCAGUGUGACUUCUUACCUUAUUAGUGUUGCUCUCUUCCCCUGUAAAGCACCUGGGAAUUUCUCAGAUUAGACACGUGAGAUAUUUCAUCCAAGCUAAGAUGUUCCCACUGAUGAUCCCAACUGAGCUCACUGGAACCAGUUCAUAAAUAAACUUCUGUAAUGAUAUCUGUGAUAGCAAGUAACAAAAGAGGAAGAUUUUUGCAAGAUAUCCUCUUGUGAAUGAGCAAUUUUAGUGCAUUUAAAGAUUGGUGAGAUGUAAUGGACAGCCAUUAAGAAAUUGAUAUGACUGCAGCUCUCUGGUGUAGAGUGCGGAACUUAAUGUUCUUAGCAAAAAGAUAUUAGAAUCUGAACAAGACAAACAAAAGAGCAUUCAAAAAAACGUUGCCUUGUAUUGCACAGGGAAAUAGUCACUUUUCCUGUGCUGCAGCAAUUAGCCCUUGAUGUCACAUGGCAGUGCCUGUUCCAAGUUCAGUUUGUGAUGGCCAGCAGAGAAGUGAGAAAAAGCUUUGUUAUUAAUGACUAAAAGUGGAAAGAAAAAAAAAAAAGGAGAGAGAAAAAAAAUUUAUUCCCCAGUGUCCUCUAAUAAACAUAGACCUCUAAGAUCACCAUGUCCAACCACCAGCCCAUCCCACUGUGGCCACACACCACCUCCCUCAGUGCCACGUCUCCACGUUUCUUGAGCUCCUCCAGGGGCAGUAAAUCCCCACCUCCCUGGGCAGCCUGUGCCAGUGCCUCACCACACUUUCUGAGAAGAAAUUUUUCCCAUUCACUCCAUUAGUGCUCGCGACAAAAGGUCCCCAGCGUGCAGAGCCCUUCAGCCUCCCUUCACAUCCUGUGGCAGCAGUUUCAGAUAAAUAAAGCUUUGGGUAUCACUAAGUCUGGUGUUUGGCAGGGACAGGGGGACGUGUCAGUGGGCAUGGUGGGGAAGGGUUGGCAGUUGGACUAGAUGAUCUCAAAGGUCUUUUCCGUCAUUAAUGAUUCUAUGAUCCUUUGUCCUCUGGACUUGCUGAAGGUCCAGAGCUCCAUCUGAGGGAGCUUCUGCUGUGAGAGGAAUUGCAGGUUUAGUCUUGAUCAGAGCUG